This is a messenger RNA of Salvia splendens (bonfire salvia), 1416 nucleotides long. RefSeq names its product benzyl alcohol O-benzoyltransferase. Bases 1 to 1416 code for a protein of 471 amino acids. Lineage: Eukaryota; Viridiplantae; Streptophyta; Magnoliopsida; Lamiales; Lamiaceae. The record is from RefSeq and is a predicted model, not a curated record. The transcript is spliced from 4 exons.
AUGGUUGUUACAAGAAAAACACCUGAGCUGCUUUGUCCAGCAGAGUCCACACCCCAUGAAUUCAAAUCUCUCUCUGAUAUAGAUGAUCAGACCUUCCUCCGAAUGUAUGUUACAACAAUAAAUUUCUACAAAAAGAAUCCAUCGAUGGAAGGGAAAGAUCUAGUGAAGAUUAUUCGUGAGGCUAUUGCCAAAGCCUUGGUCUUUUACUACCUGUUUGCCGGGCGGUUGAGGGAACACACUGGAUGGAAGCUCGUGGUCGAAUGCACUGGCCAAGGGGUAGUGUUUGCCGAGGCUAACACGGAUGUAACGCUACUGUAUUUCGGGGAGGAUGCCCUUUAUUCACCCUUCCCCAACUCUAAUGACAUUACUCUUGAUGUGCCAAACAACCAAGGAAUUUUGUUUGAUAUUCCACUUAUGUUCGUACAGGUUACAAGACUAAAAUGUGGGGGAUUUAUCUUUUCAAUCUGUUUCAAUCACACAAUGUGCGAUGGUAUCAGCCUUUCCCAAUUUCUCUCUGCCGUGGGUGAACUUGCCCGUGGAGCGGCCUCCCCUUCUAUUCGACCGGUCUGGGAACGGCAUCUUCUCACGGCCCCCCAGCCACUGCGCUUGUCGUUCCCACAUCGUGAAUACGACGUCGCAACUGGCACAAUUGGUGGACCCCACAUCCCACUAGAUCAGAUAUUGGGAAGCUCUUUCUUUUUUGGCCCGGCCGAAAUCUCCGCCCUGGGGCGCAGCCUGCCACCGUACCUCCAGCGCUGUUCCAAAUUCGAAAUCGUGGCAGGCUGCACGUGGCGCUGCCAGACAAUCGCCCUCUCUCUCAACCCCGACGAAGAGAUUAGAUUCAUCGGGGUUGUGGAUUACCGGAGGCAGAUAAACCGGUGGCUUCCGGUUGGGUACUACGGUACCGGCGGCAAUAACUGUUGGAAGGUUGAUCAAGUCGCUUCAUGGCAAGUUGAUCAAGCUGCUGCAUACAAUGCUGAGAUUACUAACCAUGAUGAUCAGUGUAUGGUAACAAAGCAACAUGCACGUGAUAAACAAGUCAUCAAUCUCACACGUGCCAAGCUCGUGGUUGUACCAGAAGACACAGCUAAGAUCGUGGACCACUUGUGUACCACUUGGAGAGACGUGUUGAUCAAAAGGUUAAAGAAGAAACAACAAGUAGAUGUAGCAGUCUAUGGCUACAGUCUUGAGGGUUUUCUCACAGGAGAAGUAGAUCCUCCAGAAAGACAGAUCCUUGAUGAAGAGAGUGAAUCAAUGGUGAUCAAUCCUACUUUUAUAGCAUGGCAGAGACAGGAUAGAAGGGUGGCUGGAUGGUUGCUAUCCUCACUGUCUGAAAAUGCCUUAACCUUAGUGGUUGGGCUCAGAUCUGCAAGAGACAUUUGGAGGGCGCUUGAGACAAACUUUGCAAGCCGCUAA